CUUGGUAAUAAUAAUUUAAGCAAAAGAAUGCAUUAGAACAACCACAAGUCAAAUGUAACAACUGUCAGAGGUCCAAAGAAGAGCUUCUAGAUGGCAACAUAAUACUCCUUUGAGAUUAGUCAGUGAAAAGGCUUUAGUGAACAUGCUUUUUUGAGACUAAAAUGAGACUUCAAAUGCAAUUUUCCUCUAAAAACAACUUUGUUAAAAUUUUGAUAAUAACUUAAUGGGCACACUAACAUCUACUGUUUCCAAAAAUAACAAUAAUAUUAAGAAUGCCUUAUAGGUGUGGUUUCAUAGUCACUAUUUCAAUUACAAAAUGCUAGCUACAUGGUUCAUUUUCCCAAGGUGUUCAGGACAUUCUGAAAAUAAUAGUAACUAACCUUUACUGAACACUUACUACUUGCUAAGAGCCAUGCUAAAUGAUUUUCUCAUUUAAUUCCUCCCCAAAUUCCUAUUUAGGAGGUAUAAUAAAUAUAAGAAAAAUGAGAAAAAGAAAAACCCUUUUGAACAUAGGAAAACUGAGAGCAGUAAGUGGCAGAGUAUAGAUUAGAUUCAAAUCCAGUUGUAAACCCUGUGAUAAUGCUUUGUAUGAGAAUCAUUAACUAGCCUUUAACACAGAUUAUUCCAACUGAAACUGGCUAUUUUGCCAGAGUACAGAAAUUCAUAAAUGCACAUUUAAUGUUUUCUUGGUUAACUUUAGUAAAAUACAAUUAAGUCUAUCCUACACUACUAUAUAAACGACUAACUGGGACAAGACUAUGAAAAACAGACAACAAUACAUUAAGAAUAAGCACCAUACAAAUGGUCAAUCAUGAACCACAUACAGUUUUGUUUACCAUGGCAUCUCCAGCACUUAAUUCCAUGCCAGGCAUAGUAAACACUCAAUAAAUGUUAGUUGAAUGCAUAAUAUUAUUUUCCAUAAUAAGGAUAUUUCCAUGAAUCCCUUUAUGGCCCCAGAAACUAAUGUACUGAUCAAUCUAUAAUUUUAAAAAAUAAGUCUGCAUAGAGAACAUUUACCCAGCCUGCUGUUGUUAUAAUAGCCACUCACACAAUUUAAAAUCUUGAUUCUGUUAUACUUAGACUACAAUUCUAAAUAAUACACCAUAAAUAAGAACAUUCUAUCUCUAAACAUCCAAUUGAGGAUUCUUUUGCUAUGUAAAUUUCACAGACGGCUUUUUCAAUGUAGGUGGUGCACCUAUCAAAACCAACAGAGGCCUCUCCCAACUAGCAGAGCUGAAAACCUUACUUUUUUUCCCUCAGAAUUUCUCCUAAAUCAAACCACGACAUGAAAUAAUCACUUCCAAAGGGCAAGAUUUAUAUAAAACACAAGUAUUGAACAAAAAGAAGAGAAAAAUAUCAUUUAUGAGAUUUUAUGCGCACUUCCUGGAUCAAAUACCAAGCUGGUAAGCCUGGACUGUUUGUUUCCUAGGUUACCACCUCUCUCGACAUUACCUUCUAGCCUUAGCACUGAAACAUUCACUGAAGGAUAUGAAAUUUUACAGUUAAACACUAAGGAAUCAUCAAUUUGUUAGUAACUCCUAUGCAGGAAUUUAGCUUAAAGACAAAAAAAUAAGGCAAGAAAAAGGGUGACAGCUGAUAUCCCAGACAGCUCUAUUCAAGUUUAUGAAUGAUUUACUCUUAAGGGUGGCAGGACUUAAUGCAAAUGAACGUAGAGGAAACUGUCAGCUGCACUGUGGUUCAACCAAUAGAAGCAGCGCUCCAUCUUGGCUGUGCACUAGACUGCACUACAAACAGACGAGACCAUCGCUUCAACAGCAGCCUUUCAGACAAGAGGUCACCUGUCCCCAAAGUUUAAAGAAGUGGAAACAGGAGACAGAAAUACACUGAACCAACAAGGUGAGGAGGCCCCACAAAGAUUCAAAAGAGCAAUACAGAAAGUGGAAUCUCUAAGAAUGGCCUCCCUGAGCUCCAGCCUCUGGAAUGAAACCACUACCUCUGUUUAUCAGUACCUUGGCUUUAAAGUUCAAAAAAUUUACCCUUUCCAUGAUAACUGGAACACUGCCUGCUUUGUCAUUCUGCUUUUAUUUAUAUUUACAGUGGUAUCUUUAGCGGUGUUGGCUUUCCUUUAUGAAGUGUUUGACUGCUGCUGCUGUGUAAAAAACAAAACUGUGAAGGACUUGAAAAGUGAACCAAACCCUCUUAGGAGUAUGAUGGACAACAUCAGAAAACGUGAAAUUGAAGUGGUCUAGCUAGCACUCUACAAAAGGUGAACAAAAUCUUUGAAAAUGGCCUUCAACUACUGAGAAAAAAAGAAAACUUUCUGAGGCCAACUGUUAUUACAACAUUGACUCUGACCUUGAUUGAUUAAAAGAUUUCUACUAGAAGGGAAAAACAAGUUAAAUAUGCAUUUUUUGUCUGUGAAUCCCUCUCAUUAAAUAUACAGUAAAACUUCACAAAUGUGAGUAAUUUACCAAUCUAUUUAAAAUGACACUUCAAAAACUGGAUAAAAGACUCCUAAAAUUCAGUAUUAGGCAGCAAAAGAUAAAGUGGAAAACACAAACAAGGCUAAUGAUGCCAAAAUAACUUAUACCUAAACAAGUUACGUGGACUAAAAAACAGUACUAUGCUCCACGUGUUACGGUAAUAAAAAUGCUAUUUAAAAUGCUUACCUGAAUCCAAAGUAAAAUACUUCCACUUAUACAUAAAAUCCCUACUUAUUAAGAAGAAAUAUUUUCUAGUUUAUUGAAGACAACAUAUAUUUUUAAAGACUUGAGUUUUCUGUAGGAUUAGCAUUUAAAAAAAGUCUCAAAAUACUCAAAAACGUCACAAGUAUAUGUGCAUAAAAUUUUCAUAAAAUUGACUUACUGUUUGGUAAGAAAUAUACAGUCAAAGAAGUGCCAGGCUAUUCUCAAACUAAAACUUACUAGUACGCCCCCUAAACUGCAUUUCUUGAGCUUAUUCUCUCAUUUUGCUUCUCACAUUCACACUCUCAAGUGCUAAGAUACCUAAUGCAGAAAAGACUGCAAAAAAAAAAAA
This is a messenger RNA of Equus caballus (horse), 2997 nucleotides long. RefSeq names its product small integral membrane protein 18 (gene SMIM18). Lineage: Eukaryota; Metazoa; Chordata; Mammalia; Perissodactyla; Equidae. The record is from RefSeq and is a predicted model, not a curated record.